Molecule: messenger RNA, 1164 nt
Organism: Paramecium tetraurelia
Lineage: Eukaryota; Ciliophora; Oligohymenophorea; Peniculida; Parameciidae
Exons: 5
Biological process (GO): vacuole organization; endosomal transport
Molecular function (GO): ATP binding; ATP hydrolysis activity
Source: RefSeq, a predicted model, not a curated record
AUGUCCAAUUAAAUAUUAGAAGAGGAUCUUAAUUAAUCUCUAAGAUUAAUAGUAGAAGGCAGGGAGAACUUUUAAAAGGCAACCAACUAUGAGAUGAAGUAACUAAACUAUUCUAAGAUGAAAAAAGGGUGUGGAGAACUCUUAAAUUAUAUAAGAAAUGAAAAGGAUGAGAAUUUAAAAAUGAUAAUGAGCUAAUAGUUAAAAAGAUAUAUAGAUGAGUUAAGCAACUUCUCUGAGGCAAUGAAAAAAAAUCAAUAAACUGAUGAAGUUGAAGUUGUUUAAGUUAAAAAAUAAGAACUCCUAUAUACUCAAGACUCAAACAAAGACAUUUAAUUAUAUAAUGCAUAAUAUGCUAAAUAUGUUGAAAUUCAUCAACCUACUUAAAAUAAUAAUACUAAUAUAGUAGGGUUGGAAUCACAAAAAUAGAUAUUAAACGAGCGUAUUGCAUUGCCGUUAUUAUUUCCCUAGUUGUUUUAAGGAAAGAGAAAAUUACAAACGUCGACAUUAUUAUUUGGACCUAGAGGAACAGGAAAAACUGAAUUAUUAAGAUAGAUUGCUUCAGAAUGCAAGGCACUUCUAAUAAUAGUCAAUAUAUCGAUGAUCAUUGAGGUGGAGGAAUAAAAUACCGUAUAAGAAUUAAUGAAUCAAAUAGAAUAAUAAACGAAAAAUAGAUCUUUUAUAAUUGUGCUUAAAUAACUAGAAGAAUGUAAAAAUAGAGAAACAUUGAUUAAAUUUUUUGAAAAAUAUAAUCUUAUAAACUUAGUAGAAAAUGAUAGAUUAGCAUCAAAUGUGAUUGGAUGUACUAACUAACCAUGGAACAUUCAUCAUUCAAUCCGAAGGAUCUUCGAGAAUAGAAUAGAAAUCACUUUGAUGACAGAAAAAUAAAGAUUAGAAUUCAUCAAUUAAAAAUUGUUCUAAAAUAAGCAAUACUGGAUGAAAAAUGAGGAAAUAGCAGAAUUAGCCAAAAAUACUAAGUAAUUUGCAGGUUUGGAUCUUAAGAAGUUGUUUAUAACGGCUGUAUAGUUAUACGAGUAAAAGUAAUAAGCAAAAAAUGAUGAAGAUUUCUAUGAUUGUAUUUUAGAUGUACUUUAAGUUUAAAAGAGUUCUGUAUCAGAUUCUGAAAUCUAAUAAUUUACAUAAUGGAGAUAAGAAUUUUGCAUUUGA